This is a messenger RNA of Xiphias gladius (swordfish), 3105 nucleotides long. It is a transcript of the gene tmem115, whose product is annotated as transmembrane protein 115. The record is from RefSeq and is a predicted model, not a curated record. The transcript has 3 exons. NCBI's taxonomy places the organism in Eukaryota, Metazoa, Chordata, Actinopteri, Istiophoriformes, Xiphiidae. Gene Ontology annotation, biological process: retrograde vesicle-mediated transport, Golgi to endoplasmic reticulum. Gene Ontology annotation, cellular component: membrane; Golgi apparatus. Bases 1089 to 2252 code for a protein of 387 amino acids.
GUUGAUGACGGUGGCAGACAGCGCAAGUCAGUAGCUGAGUGCUGUAACUGGGAGGAGGGGUUCCUGCCAAGAUAAUAUAAUUUUCUGCGGCGACCUGCUCUGAAAAUACAGAAGAACAAUAGAGUCAUCGAAUGAAGCUAAGGUAGCGUGGAAGAUAUGUGAGCUACACGCGAACUGACGCCGAUUCAGAAACGUCUCUUAACAUUGUUUUGGAGGCCUGUUGCUAACUACGGGAAAUCCUCGGGCUAGCCCGGUAGACACCGGGCCGAGAGAGCGCAGAGGACCAGGACUGGAGUUCCGUGGGCUGGUUUGAUCGACCAGGUUUCACUGACACUACCUGCUCUGUCUUACUAUCACACCGUCAGACCUAGCCUCCCCUGCUCCUCCGUGGCGGAUAUAAAUCAGCGAAACUCAAGACGAUUUCAGUGUGACAGCUAGCUAACAUUAGCUCUCCUGUGUUUACAAGCUAACUCAGCCGAGGUCUACCGAAGAACUGAGCACUUAGGUGUGUUGUUUUCAGUUAGGAUUUGCAUAUUUGGCUCCUGCCACCUGGCUGCUUGCUGGUGGUGAUUUCUGAGCGUGUUGUACUUUCUGUCUAGGCCGACUGAAGGUCGCCAGCUCGGCUGUCAGAGCAAAAGGUCUCCUAGCUAAGGUUAUCACAUCUCCAGGCUUAUCUGCUGCAGCGCAAAGUUUGUUACCUAGUUGGACAAUAAGGACCAGCCUAGUUGCUCUUUCUCCACUGUCCCUAACUCUGGGAGCGUUGCAGAAAGUUAGAUAUAGUGUUAAGGAUUGAAGUCACAUAUUGAGUUUUAAUACAAAGAUUAACAGAGUUGACCGGAGGGAGUAGACCUUUACUGAUUUGAUUACCGAAGCUAUCUUUACCCAUUUGAGAGUCAGUAUCCCGGAUGAAGGCUCACAGAGAAGUGUGGAUUUUGAUGCUGUCGGGACUCACAGGUGUCACCUGUCCUGCUUGGCAUUAUUAAUCUCACACCAGCAACCAACAUCUGCUGCACCAGAAGCAACCGAUCUUCUGUCUUGCUCUCUUGAGCUGAUUUGCUCAGGAAGGAUCCUCUUCAUAGCAGACCAGAAUGAAUCGUUACCUGCCGGUGGCACGGCAGCACUUCCUGGCUGCCCUUGCCAGCACCAGUGUGGUGGUAAAAACUAUAAGCGCUGUGGUGGUACUCCUCUAUCUGUUGUCAUGGGCUGUCGACACUCCAUACGCGCUGGGGGUGACCCCGGGCUACCUCUUUCCGCCGAACUUCUGGGUGUGGACACUGGUGACCCAUGGGGUGGUAGAGCAGCAUGUCUGGGGCGUGGCAGCCAAUGUGGGGACAGUUAUGGCAUGUGGGCGCCUGCUAGAGCCUCUGUGGGGCGCUCUGGAGCUCCUGAUCUUUUUUGCAGUGGUUAAUGUAUCAGCAGGCCUCCUGGCAGGCCUCUCCUACCUCCUCACCUAUGUGGCCACCUUUGACCUGGACUUCCUGUUUGCUGUGCGGGUGCACGGAGCAGCCGGGUUCCUUGGAGGUGUCUUGGUGGCGCUGAAGCAGACCAUGGGGGAUACUACAGUGCUCAGAGUGCCACAGGUGAGACUCAAAGCAGCCCCAGCUUUGGUCCUCCUCCUCCUGGCCUUACUGCGCCUCUCUGGGCUGCUCGACAGCUCUGCCCCACUGGCUGCGUACAGCUACGGCGCCCUGUCCGGUUGGGUCUACCUGCGGUUCUACCAGAGGCACAGCCGGGGCCGCGGGGACAUGUCAGACCACUUUGCCUUUGCAAGUUUCUUCCCUGAGGCCCUGCAGCCAGUGGUGGGGCUGCUGGCAGGGCUGGUCCACUCCGCUCUGGUGAAGAUGAAGGUGUGCAGGAAGAUGGUGAAGAGAUACGACGUGGGGGCGCCCUCCUCCAUCACUAUCAGCCUGCCAGGGACAGACCCACAGGAUGCCGAGAGGAGGAGACAACUGGCCCUCAAAGCUCUGAAUGAACGUCUAAAGCGUGUGGAGGACCAGUCUGCCUGGCCCAGCAUGGACGAUGAGGAUGAUGACGACGAGGACGAGGUCAGAACUGACACACGGCCACUCCUCCCAGUUGGGCGUGAUCCCUCCUCCUCCACAUUGAGACCAGCAGGGGGACCUGUCGGCGCCUCCCUCGCCUCCACCUCCUCAUCCUCAAUGUCACAGAGCGGCGGAGCACCAUCCACAGGUGGAGCACAACACCCAGAGUCCAGCAUUAUCAGCUUCGAGGAUGCACCUUCUAGAUCGUAACAAAUAGAACGCACGUGUACAGAUAUGCACGCAAUUGUUCGUGUCACUGGCAAGUACUAGCAUUCAGCGUCUCUGGCUAGUAUACUAAUAUAUUCAGUGACAGUGAUUAGGCAUACACUCAGUAUCACACACAUUGACACACACAGCAUCUUUGACCAAUUCAUACACACAACCGUGCGCUCACAAACACUCUGUCAAUGUCAUCGUGAAGCCCAAAGGGUUGGUAACUGUACAGUGAUUUCAGUUCAGACAUUUUGGUUGUAAAUGCUCAGUGUAGUUGGGCAAAUUGGACACUCGAUUCUUCUCUUCCUUUCUGCAUACAACGAAAAUCAACCAGAAAAUUCUAUCUUGUCUUGACUCAGUCCCAACUUGCAGAGCUCUGUCCACUGCUUCACGUGUCUCUUUCUCUUGGUUUCUAAAUAAAUAACAACAUGGGUGUACAAUAAUCUUUUUGUAAGUCAUUUUCAGAGCAGCCAAAAUCUUUCUCUGAUUGCCUGCUACAAGAAAGCCGUCAAUGACAGAGACUCAUGCCGAAUUCUUGAUUCUUGAUGAAAGACUGACUCUAUGUGCACCGGGUUGAUAAGCCCAAAAAAAAAAUGGCUGCAAGUGACAUUAGCUUUUGGUUCAUUGGUUCCAAAUAUGUAACCAGGUGUGUUUCAGAGGAAAUAUGAAAAGCAUGUGCUCAGCACUAACUGCUGGACCAGAGGAACAAAGCUGCUGCAGGUCUGACCUGCUGAUGAACUGUGAUAUAAAACUUCAAGAGUUGAAGAAGUGCCAGGUGAAAGAAUUUUCCGAACCAGGUUCAUUUGCCGCCUGGUGUCUCUCGGGAACAGCAGGCAGAGGAAUGAACCAU